AUGGAAAGCAUUAAAAGCCCGAUUCUAGAUCCGCCCGAGCCAUCAGCGCGAGGAAAGCUUGGGGCAAAGCCAAAGCAGACAAAGAGUCGCAAUGGGUGCAUCACCUGCAAGGCCAAGCGGUUGAAGUGCGACGAAAUCAAGCCAUCAUGUCACCAGUGCGAAAGAAGAAAGGUCCGAUGCGGGGGAUACAAGAAAGACUUCAAAUGGCGGCCAUUUGAGGAAACCAACCUGGCCUCUGGGCGGCCUUUGGUGACCAAGGCCAAGAAAGCAAAUCUCACGUCCAGUCAAGCUCCGUCGGUUGUCAAUAUUGGCCAGACACUUCCGACUCCUCCAACAACUGAAAAAUUAGCAUCGCCGAUUCGUAUGCAGCCCCGCAAGUCUGAUGGCUCUCAUUCACCUCUAGACUAUCCUUUUCACAGCUCGCCCAUGAGCAUCAAUAGCUUUUUGUCUACGGACACACAUUCCCUUGAAGAUCUACCUAUCACACGGGGCGAUGUUUCCAUGGCUGAGUGCGGUGAGCCUCCUUUUGAUAUCAAUGUAUCAUUAUCAGCCGACUCUCCCUCUUUCAAUUUUCUCUCUUUUUUGGAGCCCUUUCAGGACUCGCUGUCACCCGGGAACUGCAUGGCUACUGAUAUUAAUGUUGAUCCUACCAAGAAUAUGCCUUUGGGUCCAGAGCAGCCAGAUGCGGAUGCAUCGAGGCUGAGCUUCUCUCAACUGUUGGAGGAUGAAAAUGAUGACAUCGAGGAGAUCAUCCGGAAGUCGGAACCAGGACUGGGACCUUGGAACUUCAUCUUCCCAGACGGAGAUUCUCUCAAUUUGGACGCACCGAGCUUGUCAAAUAACCCAUCCCUACCGCCUGAAAGCCCAGAAAUGCUGGUCAUGCGAUUCGAUAAGCUCACAUGUGGGAUUUUAUCCAUCAAAGAUGGUGCCUUAGAGAACCCAUGGCGAACACUCAUUUGGCCGUUGGCGAAAGACACGCCCGCUCUCCGCCAUGCCAUUUUUGCUCUAACGGCUUUUCACUCGGGCAAACAAAGCCCCCAUCUUCGGGCCCAAGGAGUAAAAUACAUGCGCCAGAGUAUAACAGGUCUAGUUGGACAACUGCAGAAUAUGAGAGCGGAUACUGCACUUGCGACUAGUCUUGCGUUGGCAUUUGCCGAUACGUGGGACCAACACACUCGUACUUGCAUUCAACAUUUGCGAGGUGCAAAAACUUUGAUGUGUCAGGUCAUUGAGGCCGGGAUGCAAAGGGGCGUUAGUGAUGAUGAGCUAGACCGCAUCCGAUUUCUCUAUAACACAUGGUCCUAUAUGGACGUGAUUGCGCGACUAACCUCUUUGGAGGAGUGUGGCCCUCAAAGCUGGGACUCUUCAAUUUUCGAGCUUCCGAGUGACGCAGUCCAUGAUAUAGAUCCCCUGAUGGGUUGUGCAGCUACUCUAUAUCCUCUUAUGAGUCGGGUGGCAAAAUUGAUUCAGCAUGUGCGGAGAACAUCGUCCAACACGGUGUCGGUUGUAGCUCAAGCUAUGGAACUGAAAGCUCUUGUUGAGCAAUGGGAGCCACCUCACUGGUUUGAGCCACCAGAUGACCCUAACUCCGAAGUCCAGCAUAGCAUUCAAGUUGCACAUGCCUAUCGCUGGGCUACGUUGCUUUACCUGCAUCAGGCCGUUCCAGAGAUACCCUCCGAGCCGGCCGAUGAGUUGGCAAAGAGGGUCCUAAUACUACUUGCCACCGUACCAUAUACGUCUCGCACCACUAUCAUACAGAUGUUUCCUCUCUUAGCAGCUGGCUCUGAGGUUGACACGGACGAUGACCGAAAAUGGGUCUUGGAUCGAUGGACGACAAUUCAGUCGCGCUUGAUGCUAGGUGGUGUAGACCGCUGCUUAGAGGUCUUGAAGGAAGUCUGGGAACGUCGCGACGCAAUGAAUGCCAGAAAUGAGCUUGAAACAGAUAGUUCACGGCGUCCGGGGUCAUUUUCAUCUGGAAACAGGGAGAAAAUGAGCUCGUCAUUGCCAACCGAUUUCCGCAAAUAUAGUCUCAAUGGUUCCCACAAGGGCUCAACAGGAGUAAGAUCAGGGCAAGCUGCGUCGAGGUCUGCGCGACGGGGUUCAGCACUCGCCUCGCUUGAAAAUAUUGAAUUUGAAAGAACUGUACGCGGUAAAUUGCAUUGGGUGAAUGUUAUGGCGGAGUGGGGAUGGGAAGGUGGGUUUGACAGCUUUCAAAUCAUUUCAUCCAUCGACUAA
Messenger RNA from Penicillium coprophilum, 2235 nucleotides. Its product is annotated as Zn(II)2Cys6 transcription factor. Bases 1 to 2235 code for a protein of 744 amino acids. Gene Ontology annotation, biological process: positive regulation of transcription by RNA polymerase II. Lineage: Eukaryota; Fungi; Ascomycota; Eurotiomycetes; Eurotiales; Aspergillaceae. Gene Ontology annotation, cellular component: nucleus. The transcript has 3 exons. The record is from RefSeq and is a predicted model, not a curated record. Gene Ontology annotation, molecular function: DNA-binding transcription factor activity, RNA polymerase II-specific; zinc ion binding; transcription cis-regulatory region binding.